AUGCUAGCAUUGACCGACAUCAUCGAAUCCGGUAUCCCGGAACACCGUCACCAGCUGCCAGAAUCGCUCAGAGACUACUUUCAGUACCGUGAAGGUCUAUCUACAGUCGAUGGCGUCAUCCUAUACAAAGACCGUAUUGUCAUACCAACAUCACUGAGAGACGAAGUACUUGAGGCUUUGCACGCAGCUCAUCAAGGUGUCACCUCCAUGGUUGCUAGGGCAGAGACAUCAGUAUUUUGGCCAGGAAUCACACCUGCAAUUACGGCUCUUCGUACCAGUUGCCAACAAUGCAACCGUAGUGCACCAUCAAAUCCUAGCGCACCACCAGUACCUCCAUUAAGUCCAGAGUAUCCAUUCCAGUGCUUAUGUGCUGACUAUUUCAGCUACCAAGGGCAUCAUUUCCUUGUUGUAGUGGACCGUUAUUCCAACUGGCCAAUUGUAGAGCAGUCAGCUAACGGAGCCCAAGGACUGAUCACAUGUCUUAGACGUAUAUUUGUGACAUAUGGAAUACCUGAUGAACUUGCCUCUGAUGGUGGCCCUGAAUUCACUGCUGUAGCCACACGUCAAUUCCUGAGUGAUUGGGGUGUACACCAUCGCCUAUCCUCCGUAGCCUUCCCACACAGCAACUGUAGGGCCGAAAUUGGUGUAAAGACAGUGAAGCGUCUCCUUAUGGAUAACACAACUUCCACUGGUGACAUAAACACAGAUGCCUUCCAGCGUGCCAUGCUUCAGUACAGAAACACACCAGACAGGGAUACCAAACUCUCUCCAGCCAUGUGCAUAUUUGGCCGCCCCAUUCGAGACUUCAUACCAAUUCCACCUGGAAAGUAUAAACCUCAUGAAACUUGGUUAAGCACAUCACUGGCCCGUGAAGAAGCCUUGCGAAACAGGCACAUGCGGUGUGCAGAAAAACUGUCAGAGCACACUCAGAGAUUACCACCUCUAGCUGUGGGAGACAAUGUUCGCCUGCAAAACCAGAUUGGACUCUAUCCUCGCAAGUGGGACAAGACUGGCGUGGUAAUUGAAGUUCGCCAAUUUGACCAGUAUGUGGUACGACUUGAUGGCUCAAGACGGGUAACCCUUCGCAAUAGGAAGUUCCUACGAAAGUAUGUCCCCGUUCAACUACAACCACGACGGCUGUCCAUUGAUAGUGACCUAGCACUCAGGCUACCUGCAGCAACAACUGAAAAUCCCACAGGACACUCCAUCACACCAGCAGUGACCCCAACACAUGCAACCAGAUCUACGCCGGCUGCAACCAACACCGGGAUCCCAACUCACUCUGCUCCUCACCCUACUGCGUCACCCAGUAAGGUAACGCCAAGCAGCAGUGAGACACCCAGCCGAGGUAACCUGCAGCAGAGUCGUCGUCAGCUAGCCUAUACUGAGCCUCCGAGUCCUGACAGUCGACCAGUAGACGUUUCCGUGGACACAGGACCAAGUCGUGAGACACCAAACUGCACAACCCCGCCAACGGACCUGUUGUGCCUUCCAGUCAGACGAUCAGGAAGAACUAGAACUGCCCCAGAGUGGCAGAAAGACUAUGUCAUGUGA
Molecule: messenger RNA, 1554 nt
Organism: Dreissena polymorpha
Lineage: Eukaryota; Metazoa; Mollusca; Bivalvia; Myida; Dreissenidae
Exons: 1
Coding region: 1-1554 (517 amino acids)
Biological process (GO): DNA integration
Molecular function (GO): nucleic acid binding
Source: RefSeq, a predicted model, not a curated record